Molecule: messenger RNA, 405 nt
Organism: Paramecium octaurelia
Lineage: Eukaryota; Ciliophora; Oligohymenophorea; Peniculida; Parameciidae
Source: the annotation of a GenBank genome assembly
AUGAACAAAAAACACUCACAUUUAUAGGGAUGGGAAGAAUACUCCACAUCCAACACCCCCACUAAUUAGCUCAAGUUCUUGAGCGAAUCCCUCUACUGCGUAAACACAGCACCCACGCAGAAUAACUCUAAAUUACACCAAUCACUUCCUCCCAAAAAGCGUCGUAUUUUUCAAUGCUACGUUAAGAACUCAGUGGUCAUAGACAAUGGCUAUGUAUUGUCUUAGAAACAGCAUUACUUGCAAGGAAACUUCAUCAAGAAGGCGUAAUUCUCUCCCAAGAAACAGCUAAAGCAUAACUAUAUUGGACCCAUACUGCAACAAAUAAAAAUAUAUGAGAAAAAUAAAUUAAUUGGAAAGAACGAUUCCAUUAUCAAAUAGUUUACAAGAUGAGCCCAGAGAAUAUAC